AUGGAGGUGAAAGUUUUGAGUAAAGAAAAUGUUAUGCCUUCUUCCCCAACGCCCCCUCACCUUAAAACCUUUCAACUUUCUCUUCUUGAUCAAUUUUCUCCUGUGCUUUAUGCUCCUCUAAUAAUUUUCUACCCAAUGGAUAACAAAGAUGAUCCAAGGCACCACCAAAGCCAUGAGGAACUAAUGGCCACACUUAAAAGUUCUCUAUCAAAAACUCUAAGCCAUUUUUACUUAUUGGCAGGAAGAAUCGUCGACAAGUCCAUUCGUUGCAGCGAUGAAGGAGCUGUUUUUAUCGAAGCAACUGUGAGUUGUAGCAUGUCUGAGAUCCUUAAACAACCAAACAACGAGUUUUUAAUGAAACUCAUCCCAUGUUCUGAACGUUGCACUAAGCCAAUCGAAGAAUAUGCUCAUGUUAUAGUGCAAGCGAACGUCUUCGAUUGUGGUGGGAUUGCAAUCUCUCUUUGUUUGUUGCACAAACUUAUGGAUGCGACGACGAUAGGUUGUUUUCUUAAAUGUUGGGCUACUAUUAAUAGACAAUUAUUUACAUCAUCAUCCAUGACGAACGAUGAUAACAGUGACCCUUUUUCGAAGAUGGUAUGCUAUGAUUACAAAGAACUGUCUUCACUCUUUCCACAGACAAAUUUCUUACCAUUUCAUCCAAGGCUUCAUGAAGCCCUCUCCUCAAAUUGUGAAGAAAAAAGUUCUUUUCAAAGGUUUGUAUUCAAAGAGAAGGCAAUAUUAGAUUUAAAAGCUAAAGCCAAAUCCAAUGAUGUCCCAAAUCCAACAAGUGUGGAAGUAUUGAGUGGCUUCAUUUGGAAAUGUGCAUUGGAAGCUGCAUCAACAAAAUUAGGGUUAUCUCAAAUACCAUCUAUUUUAACACAUGCAGUAAACCUAAGAAAGAGAAUGGAGCCUCCAUUGCCUGAAUUUUCAGUGGGAAAUAUCUUUUGGAAUGUGGUUGCUCAUUAUUUAGCAGAUAAGAAAACCCAAGUGGAGCUUAGUGAAUUGGUGAGUUUAAUUAGACAAUCAUUUGUAGAUAUUAAUGGUAAUUACAUAAAGAAAAUAGUGGGAAAUGAAGGAAGUGAAGCUCUAGUGAAAUUGGUUUGGGAGAGAAAUAUGAAGCUUUUUCAAAUUCCAAAGUUGUAUAUAUGUACAAGUUGGAGAAAUAUUGAUUUAAGUGAAGUGAAUUUUGGAUGGGGAAAGCCUAUUUGGAUUGGGAGUGCUGGAAAUUCAAAUACAACAAUAAAAAAUAUGAUUGUUUUGUUGGAUGCUAUAUCAAAUGAUGGUGUUGAGGCAUGGGUGAUACUUGAGGAAGAAGAAAUGCAAAUUUUGUUAGAAAAUCAAGAAUUUCUCAACUUUGCAUUGCUAAAUCCAGCUAUCCCUAUAUAGCAUGUGUGUUGGAAUGCAUGCUUUGAAUUUGUUA
Molecule: messenger RNA, 1420 nt
Organism: Cucumis melo (muskmelon)
Lineage: Eukaryota; Viridiplantae; Streptophyta; Magnoliopsida; Cucurbitales; Cucurbitaceae
Product: BAHD acyltransferase BIA1-like
Exons: 2
Coding region: 1-1386 (461 amino acids)
Source: RefSeq, a predicted model, not a curated record